This is a messenger RNA of Scylla paramamosain (green mud crab), 2818 nucleotides long. RefSeq lists its product as uncharacterized. Bases 82 to 1596 code for a protein of 504 amino acids. The record is from RefSeq and is a predicted model, not a curated record. NCBI's taxonomy places the organism in Eukaryota, Metazoa, Arthropoda, Malacostraca, Decapoda, Portunidae. The transcript is spliced from 12 exons.
GGUCUGGCGUUUUAGUCCUUUCUGUGUCGUUCGUGUUUGUUGUUGUGUCAGUGGUGAGGGAAGGAAAGGGAGAGGAAGGAUAUGGGUGUUUUGGGAGGCGUGCUGCUCCUGUUCCUGGCAGGAGCAGUACCAUCAGUGACCGCUGAGGGAACACCAGUGGUGGAAGUUCUAUACAACACCAGUGGCAUUAUAGAGGCGCCGGAGGACCCUAGUGGUAACAACUGGUAUCAACCUGACGCUCGGUACCUCUGGAUUCUGGAUAUGCAGAGGGCCAAUGUCAACAUCGAGGUGACGGUGGAGAAGCUGGACCUGGGCUUGCCUUACAAUGCCAUUCACGAGGCAAGCACGAAGAUCAACUUCACUGCCGGAGAUUUUGUUUUAGUUGGUGCUGGCUCAGACGUGCUUCAGGGCAACGAGCUUAUGUUCUUCGGCACGAGAUCGACGCCCAGGAAGAUUAUUGUGAGAAGCGGUGUUGGUCACAUCUUCUUCUACUCCACUCAAACCAUCACAGACGCCAAGGGCUUCACCAUUAGCUACAGUGUUACAGACAUGGCCAGCACACUGCCUCCCCCCACCACGCCCACCCCUGCCCCUCCCGUUCUCAGUAGCGCUUUUAUUUCCAUCAAAGGCAUCCCGGUUGAUGACUGGAUGUCGUACAAUGACAAAUUCAAACUGGCUAUUUCCAACAUGGCCUCUGAUUACGACCACAAGGACUUAAAUAUGACGAAAGUGCCUGUGGAUCCCUCGGAAGUUAUCAUCAACGAGGCGAAGAAAUGUCACCCGGACUUCUGCCCCGUUGACCUGUGUGUGACUUACGACUUCAGCAUCGCGACGGAAACAGAGGGGGAGGUGGUGUUUAGCAAGAAGGACCUGGAGGGGAUGAUAAAUAUGCCCAGCGCCAACCAGUACAUAGCGGAUGUCUUUGGUGCAAGUUGCGAGAUAUGUGAUGAUGAGGCGAGCAUUUCAACCCUCCUGUACAUCAUGAUUCCCCUCGGCGUGGUGAUCUUUGGGGUGGCCAUCACCUAUACUGCCUGGAAACUGACUGGGAGGUCCUCGUUCAGUCACGCCCAAGAGAAAUAUGAACAAGCGCAAAGGGACAGGAUAGAGGACCAGAGACGCAGAUCAUCAGGGGACAUAUCAAUCUUGGGCGUGGGAGGACGGUCCAUCGCAUCCCAAGGGUCACGAAGCUCACGCCGGUACACCAUGCCCUUCCCUAAGCCUGCACGGGACGAGGUGGACCACGGAGGGAUAGAAGAGGAGCGGGAGGAGGAGGUGGACACAAGUGACUUUGUCUAUUACGACCCGGAUCAGGGAAUUACUGACCCUGCGCAGUUUGGCCUGGCAGGAGUGGUGUCAGGGUUCGCGAGGCAGGGGCAGGAGUCCCACCAGUAUACGAAUGAGGCCUUUGUGAUGGACGAGGACUCAGCAAUCGCUCUCCAACGAACCUCCUUCGCCGACGACAGCAGCGACACUGACUCUGAUAACGGAGGAGCUUUGAGUUUCCGCCCCAAGAGGAGAGAAAUGACCGCUAAGAACCAGAUUGAGGUGCCAGCUGAGGUUCACAGUCCGGAGGUUGAAGGGGAGACCGCCCUCUAGUCUUUCACAGAGCCCAUCGCCUCUCCACUGAUCUUCUCAACCACUUUUCUACUUUUCUUCAUCAGUUUUGCGGGGAUUAUAGAAACCUUAGCCAAUUCAUUUCCAGACACGGUACUAACUGUUUACUUCUUGGCAAAAUGUGACUAUUUUUUUUUUUUUUCAAGUCGUGAUCUACGUAAAGAAAGGACUAACGGUGAAAUUAAAGAGCUGAAUGAAUCUAAACCUAACCUAACCUGGCUCUUGGAUGAAAAUGCUGUUAUUUCAAUAUUAUCCCAGUUUAUGCACAUUUGUUUCAUUCCAUUACGUUAUUUUUCUUUUUCCUUUCCUUUUUUUUUGCGGAAUCCUUAUAGAGAGAUUUUUUUUCCAUUUUCUAUUUUUCUUACCAUAUAUUUUCGUAUUAUUAGAGUUACCGUCUUUACUUUAGUUCAUUGUUACGUAAUUACUUCAGAUGACAAAUAAGUAUAAGUGAAGGAAUUUGUAUCUGGCUAUACAUGACUUGAUUCUAUUUUGUUUCAAUUGUAAAUAUGUAUAAUUCUUCAUUUGCUGUUGUCACAAUGCGUAUGUUGUAUUCCUUAUAGUUUCAUUGCCUUGCUGUUGAUAAGUUGUUUACAUUUCUUGUCUAAUUGCACAUCUCAACUUUUAUACAAAACGAGAAACUAAUUGUUCUUCAUAUUUUUCCUACGAAGUUCAGUGAUGUAUUUCAGUGUCUAUAUAAGACUAGAAACUCGUAUUUGCUCGUACUUUUACCAAUGCUGUUCAAUUAUAUAUAUAUAUAUAUAUAUAUAUAUAUAUAUAUAUAUAUAUAUAUAUAUAUAUAUAUAUAUAUAUAUAUAUAUAUAUAUAUAUAUAUAUAUAUAUAUGACGCAAAGUAUUUAUUUAUUUAUUUAUUUAUUUAUUUUUUGUUUUUGCCUUCACUGGUCAGUUACGUAUCUCAAUGUUUACAUCACAACUUAAACUAAUUCAUAUAUGUAUCUUUGUUUACGUUAUCUAACUAUAGUAUAUUUCAAAGUUUAUACAUGACCAGAAACUAAUUUAUAUGUCUGUCUACCUGUUCAAACUAUAUAUUUCAAAGUUGAUACAAGACCACAACCCAAUUCAUAUGUUUGUUUACCUAGGCAAACUAUAUAUAUUCUAUUGUUUACAAGACCACAAACCAAUCAUAUAUGUUGAUGGGCGAGGAGUGCACACAGUGAUUUGUAACUAAUAAAAUCUCUAGUCAUUA